CAGACUGCCCACCUGUGAGCACACAUGGUUGCUUCAUAUCAACUGCACCUGGUGAUCCACUCAUUAAUUAAUCUACCACCCACUUUAACGUUCCGCGUUAAAUGUCAUGGAGUAUAAAGGAAGACGACAACUCUCACACCCAGAUCAAAGUGAGAGACAAGCACCCAACAACAUGGACCAGCUUGCUUUCAAAUACAUGGAUAUGUGUAAAGUGGAGUCCAGCACCGAUUCUGAAUCUGAGAUCAGUCCAAGAUGGUCGGACACGAGCACAAUGGGAUGUUCAAGCAGUGCACCAGAGAGUCGGACUUUUAGUAGGACAUUACCAUUAACCCAAAAGCCUGCAGUAAGGCAUGGCUGUGACUCUUUGUUUUUGGACCCAUACGAUGGAAGCUCUGAAGAUUCUGACGAGUCAAACAUCGAUGGGGGUGUCUCGGGCAGGCGAACACGGCAUCAGGGAAGAGGUGGAGGAGGAGGAGGAGGAGGAGGAGGAGGAGGGAGUCGUUUUUUCGGCAGGAGCAGGAGAUAUAUCUUUCACCACCCCGCCUCUGUCGCUCUCAGAGAAGUGCUGAAAAGCGGGGUGAGAAACCCUGUGACCGAGCAGCAACAUCUCGGGGACGUCCAGAUGAAAUGCGGGAGUGACUCCAGCCUGUGGGUCUGUGAGCUCGACAUCGACAGGAAUGCUUGUAGUGAUCUCGGGGAUAAAACAGCCACAGGUUCAACUGUUCCCUCCCAAGCCAUGGACAUAGAGUUGCAUUGCCAAUUCGACGACUCGGGCUUACACUCUACAACGUCCUCCACGCCUCAAACGCCCGCGCCCGGACCCUCAGCGGACGGGGUGAUGUCCCAGAUCCCGCAGAGUUCCUCAGAGAGGUGCCCCGGCCCCUGUAACCUCAAAUCCCUUUACAAGAGAAAGCUGGGACUCGCCGGAGCGGAGGUGAUGGAGCAAAGAAAGAGGCUGUGUGUGGGCAACAUGGAGGACUCUGCAUCUGAACCAUGUUAGCACCAUGUAAACAUGGAGGGGACCAGAGAAAGACUGCUGACAUAUUCAGAGCCUCACAGCAUUAAAUGUAGAAUAAAAUACUAUAAAUAGUUA
Labrus mixtus (cuckoo wrasse) is the source of this 1093-nucleotide messenger RNA. RefSeq names its product transcription initiation factor TFIID subunit 1-like. Lineage: Eukaryota; Metazoa; Chordata; Actinopteri; Labriformes; Labridae. The coding region runs from base 107 to 1000 and encodes 297 amino acids. The transcript is spliced from 5 exons. The record is from RefSeq and is a predicted model, not a curated record.